AUGCCCUGUCCAGUCGCUCGUCAGGCGGAAACGACCGGCAAGAAGAAGCUGAAGAUCCCGUCAGGGUUGGUGUUGUGGGCAACGGACCAGGGUAGCCUGGAAGAGCAGUCCGUCGAGGCGAAACCCUUCAAGGCCUUCACCGUUCCGUGGAAGUUGACGGCCAGAACCAAGGUCUAUGUUGAGAACUUCACAUGGGCGACUCGCGGUGGAGGUGCGGACGGUGAGGACAAAAAAGACGAUGCCAAGGAUGACGGUGAGGACAAGAAAGAUGGUGACAAGGAUGAGUGUGAGGACAAGCCGGAACUCGACUUCGUGAGCCUUGGUGACAUGAACAAGGUGUUGAACCACCUUGAGGCACCGCGCAAUGGCAAGGCAGUGUGGUGCGGCGAGGGCCUGGACGAUGUCAAAGUCUACGGGGCUGCUUUGGACACGGCGCUGCAGACGCACUUUGUGACGCGCUUGGACCCAUGUCGCGAUGCUGACGGCAAUUGUAGUGGCUGGAACCUCGUGCCCGUGGGACUGGCAUGGCGCAUGGCCAAGCAGCUGGCGAUCGAUGGCCGCACGGAGCUCCCCAAGAAGAUCAAAGCUGACGAGUGA
Messenger RNA from Cladocopium goreaui, 597 nucleotides. The record is from the annotation of a GenBank genome assembly. NCBI's taxonomy places the organism in Eukaryota, Dinophyceae, Suessiales, Symbiodiniaceae.